GCUCUGGAUCGCGAUCCACUCCGUCCCUCACUUGGUGUCCGGACGUCGGAGGCGGAGCGGGUUUCCUCUAAAUCCACCGAGAGGCACGGUGGCCGCGGCUGGUGAGAGCGCCGCUCCCAGUACCGAGCGAAAUGAAUGGGGAAGGGACGCUCGGUUCGAGGUCCCGGCACAGCCGCUGGAGGUCGCCUUGCGCUCCCUGGAGCAGAGCUCUAGGCGGCAGGACAGUGUAGAGAGUUUGAGCGAAAGUGAGUUGGGAUUAAUUUAGGCGGUGAACGCCGGUGUCGCGCUGUCCCAGGGCGGACUCCGGAGAGGUCUCGGCACCCGCUGAAGUCCAGCGGCGAGCGCAAAAUGAUGCUUCAACAUCCAGGCCAGGUCUCUGCCUCAGAAGUCAGUGCAUCCGCCAUUGUCCCCUGCCUCUCGCCUCCCGGGUCACUGGUAUUUGAGGAUUUUGCUAACCUGACACCCUUUGUCAAGGAAGAGCUGAGGUUCGCCAUCCAGAAUAAGCACCUCUGCCACCGGAUGCCCUCUGCGCUGGAGUCAGUGACCAUCAACAACAGACCCCUGGAGCUUGCAGUCACCAAAGCUGAGGUGGCCCCUGAAGAAGAUGAGCGGAAAAGGAGGCGGCGGGAAAGAAAUAAGAUUGCAGCUGCCAAGUGUCGAAACAAGAAAAAAGAGAAGACGGAGUGCCUGCAGAAAGAGUCAGAGAAACUGGAGAGUGUCAACGCUGAGCUGAAGGCCCAGAUUGAGGAGUUGAAAAAUGAGAAACAGCACUUGAUAUACAUGCUCAACCUGCAUCGGCCCACGUGUAUUGUCCGGGCUCAGAAUGGGCGAACUCCGGAAGACGAGAGGAACCUCUUUAUCCAGCAGAUAAAAGAAGGGACAUUGCAGAGCUAAACAGCAGCAUCGUGGGGGCAACUGGGGAGUCCUUACCGAAUCCUCCUUUUCCACCCCAAACCCUGAAGCCAUUGGAAAACUGGCUUCCUAUGCACUUCUAGAAUCUCAGCAGCCGAGAGCCGUUGGGGCAGGAGGGUCUGUGGUGACCACUGUGUUGCCCCACUCUGUCCCAGAGUGAACUGUGGCAUAGGGCAAGAGCAUCCUUUGGCUCACUAACCCCAGGCUUCAGGCCUUACCAUCCUGGCCAUUCUCAGAUGAUCUAGCUUGGCCCCUGGCUGGGGUCCCAUACCAAGCAGGAUGCCCACUAAUGGGAUUCAUGCAGAAGUGUCUGCCUCAGUAGGUGGGGUGGGACCACGUGCUCUGCCGUAGCUGACACCAUCCUUCCUAGGGAAUGUGGAACGAGAAGGCUCAUUACCGAGGUCGUCCAAUGGCCAGGGUGCGCUUCUAGAAAAAACGCUAUUGCGUCCCGGAAGGACUGUGCACAGGGCGUUUGUUUCAGAACCAGGUGUUGUGCUGUUUGCGUGUUUGUCUUCCACAACCUUGUCAUGAUUUUUCCGGGAGUUUCCUCAGAACCGAUUUCUGAGAGUUUGGGAGUCUGCCAUCAUGGACAGUAUCCCUCGAAAGCAUUCAGGUGACCAUGUGAGCUCGCUUGCCCCAGAGGAGUGAGAUUGGCCCGAUGGCCAGCUGUGCCACUUUGUGCUGACAGAGGACGCCUCCUUUCCCUGUACCCAUUGCUGAGGAAGAGUCUGGCCACGACAGCAGGUCCUUGGCUGCAGACUGUCACAGAAAGAAGGCACAAAGAAAGUCCAGCUUCCAAAGGGUAGGACUUUCCUUCCCAGUCAGUGACAGGAAGAGCCAGAGAUUCUCCAUUUUUCUUUCACAGCCUGUGGAGACGCGGGUUGGAAGCCAGGUGCAGGGCCAGGCUUCUGCGUGCUGGGAUUGUCAAUGGCACUGUUUUUGCUUUUGAGAUGCGGCCCAGAGCGGUUCAGCUGGGAGGCCCCUCCCUCUGGCCACCAGGACUCUGGCUACUGUUAAAAUUCUGACGUUUCUGUGAAAUCCUCAGAGUGUCUAAUCCUACUUAGAAGUAUCAUUAUGACUUUUCUGUGAGAGAAAAUAUUACUUAUUUAUCCUGAUAUUCCUAGCCUGUCAACAUAAUAAAUAUCAGAAUAAGACAUGACAAACAAGUGCUGUGCUGGUUUCUACUGUUGAAAUAGCGAUUCAGCUGUGGGGUGCUUAGCAUUGAACACUUGGAGACAACUUCAUUCACGGGGAGAACACAGGUAGGGCAGUUGGGCUCUUUUAAGUCUGUGGGUGGUUUGUCUGCAUGUACGUCUGUGUGCCGCAUGCAUUCAGGGCCUGAGAAGGCCAGAAGAGGGCAUUGCAGAGAGCUGUGAGCCACCAUGUGGGUGCUGGGAAUGGAACCCAGGUCCUUAAGUAUGUGUAUGCAUGUAUGUUUGUGAGGGGGGUGUGUACAUGUGUGCAGUUGCUCAGAGAAACCUAGCCCAGGGGGAUGACUUCUCACCUUGUGCCUUAGGUUGUUGCUUGAUGCUCAGUUUCUCAUCAACAAACCCUGAAACAGCACUCCAUGUGUCCUGCAUACCAACUGUCUGGCACUAAGAUUGUUUUUGAGAGAGAGAGUCUCACCGUUGUAGCCCUGGGUGGCCUGGAGCUUACUAAGUAGCCCUGGGUGGCCUUGAACUCCCAGAGGGGCUACCUCUGCCUCCAGAAGGCUAGGUUUAAAGGCCUGCUUCACCCUGCCUGGCUUAUGAUAGAUAUUUUUAUGUAAAAUUCAAAUAGCUAGAUAUUUUAGUCAUCAGUUUCUCAAACAUACAAAUAUACCUAAAACAUACACGUUUUCAGCUUGAGCCUUUUUACAGAUUACAUUGAGUUUCAGAGGGGCUGGCACAUGCGUGCACCAUAGCACGUGUGUGGGAGUCAGUUUCCUCCUUCCGCCAUGCGGGGCCUGGGAACUGAACUCACCAGCUGAAGACAUCUCUCUGGCUCAGCUUGAGGCUCUUGAACUUGCCUUCUGCCACCGUGCUCCUCAAACAAGUAUUAUAGACCUGUUAACAUCCAUAUGUGCCACACAGCACACAUGUAUGUACUUCAAAUAUCAGGAAAGGAUGGGACAAUUUUUGACAAGUCGGAUAAAGUUGUUUCAAGAAAGGUAAUCCUAAUUUUCUGGAAUUUCCUGACCCAGUGAUUUUUCCCUCCCCCUCUCCCCCCUCCCCUCUCUCUUUCCCCCCCUCUUCCUCAUUCCUCUUUCAAUUUGUAGUGCUGGGGAUUGAACCCAGGCCUUGCACCAAAGCCCUCCCUGACUGGCAAGCCAGCACGGGAAUCUAAGUCUCAAUAGACUGAGGUUUACUUUGCAUGGGCAUAUGCAAAACAAGCUGGGAAUCACAACUGGCCACUCCUCUAUUAUCACUGAACUGUUCUUCAGACCCAUGAAUGUGAUUUUUAGAAAACUGCAUUAAUUGGUUUGUGGGGUAGGGUGAACCACAGCUUGUGUGGAGGUCUGGGAGUCGGUUCUUUCUUCCACUGCAUGAGACCUGGAGAUCAACUCAGGUCCUCAAGUUUGGCAGCAAACACUAUUACCAGCUCAGCUGGCUAGCCAGCCCUAUGUACCUGCUUGUUUGAACUGUUCUGUAGUGCUUUUAAACUAUCUCAUGUUACAGGCAUGGUUGUAUUUCUGGUUGCUUCUAAUCAGUAAAGAGUCAUCUACCACUCUA
Messenger RNA from Myodes glareolus (Bank vole), 3623 nucleotides. Lineage: Eukaryota; Metazoa; Chordata; Mammalia; Rodentia; Cricetidae. The record is from RefSeq and is a predicted model, not a curated record.